Messenger RNA from Contarinia nasturtii (swede midge), 1349 nucleotides. Its product is annotated as WD repeat-containing protein 92-like. Gene Ontology annotation, molecular function: ubiquitin binding. Lineage: Eukaryota; Metazoa; Arthropoda; Insecta; Diptera; Cecidomyiidae. Bases 246 to 1322 code for a protein of 358 amino acids. The record is from RefSeq and is a predicted model, not a curated record. The transcript is spliced from 4 exons.
CAAUAAUAUAAAAUCGCACAUUGAAAUUGCCAAUUUACCGACACACUGAUUUCAUGGCACGACCGACUGAAAACAUAAACAAUUGACAGUUUUCACAUUGUACCGUCAGUUGUUAGUACAAAAACACUUACAUUAACCUUAGAAAAUAAUAAACGAAUGAACAAUACACACAACGAACAUAAAUUUAGCGAUAAAAUUUGGUAUGUUUGAAAUUUGAUGAAAAAGUCGAAAAUUAAGCCGUAAAAAUGGAUGAAACAUUCAUGUUUGUUCACAUAACACACGAAGUGAAUUUUACCAUUUUUGAUACCAAAUGGUUACCGCAAACGGCAAAAUUUGCGGCAAUUGGCGCCAAAACGAAUGGAACCGGUGGUUUAAUCAAAGUAUUCGAAUUGAAUGGAAAACAACUUGAUAUUACGCGUGAAAUAAGCCGACAAAAUGCAUUCAAAUGUUCGGCGUUCGGUUUGUCACGAACGAAAAAUUAUUAUUUGGCUGUUGGCGAUUUUGGCGGUUCACUACAAAUUAUAGAUUUGGAUCGAUUUGAUGUCUUCAAUAUUGAUAACGCUCACAAGGGUGUCAUCAAUGCCAUUGAUGCGGCUGGAUCUCAGAAAAAUCGAGGCGCAACCGAAAUAGUAACGGGUGGACAGGAUGGUCAUGUCAAAGUUUGGGAUCCAAGAUGCAAUUAUGCGGUCGUACAACUGAUGCCAAAACAAGGUACCAAACGUCCUGAUUGUUGGUCAGUGGCAUUUGGUGACUCAUACAAUAGAUUCGAGCGAUGUGUGUUUGCUGGCUUUGAUAACGGUGAUAUCAAAUUGUUUGAUUUGCGUACGUUAAAAGAGCGAUGGGAUGUGAAUGUAGGGAAUGGAGUUUGUGGCCUUGAAAUGGACAAUAAAUACGAACCAUUACGCAAAUUGGUGGCUUGCACAACAUUUGGCGGGAUACAUGCUUAUUAUUUUGAUGAAUGUGAUGCGCCUGUACCAAUGUAUGCGUUUGCAAAGGAUACGAUUAGCUGUGAAACAAACGCAAUCAGUGAUAAUAUUAGGGGAAAAACUAAUCCAACCAUUUGGUGUGUCCGUCAUCUACCUCAAAAUCGUGACAUUUUUGCAACUUGUAGUAGUAGCGGAAUGUUGAAAGUUUGGCAAAGCCCAAAAGAAAGUUGUAAUUUCGAAACCAAUUCGUUGAAGGUCAUGUGCAAACUAUCGCUCGGUAAUAAACUAAUCAAUUGUUUUGAUUGGAGCCCGGAUCGAACUGGAUUGGGUGUUUGCAGUUCAUUUGAUAAAAAGAUACGAGUUAUUGCCUCAGUUAAUAUGCCAUUAGGUCAAUAAAUCAAUAGAAAAUAAAUUGAUAUAUUA